Messenger RNA from Xenopus laevis (African clawed frog), 1071 nucleotides. RefSeq names its product G protein-coupled receptor 68 S homeolog (gene gpr68.S). Gene Ontology annotation, cellular component: plasma membrane; membrane. NCBI's taxonomy places the organism in Eukaryota, Metazoa, Chordata, Amphibia, Anura, Pipidae. Gene Ontology annotation, biological process: signal transduction; cellular response to pH; G protein-coupled receptor signaling pathway. The coding region runs from base 1 to 1071 and encodes 356 amino acids. Gene Ontology annotation, molecular function: G protein-coupled receptor activity. The transcript has a single exon. The record is from RefSeq and is a predicted model, not a curated record.
AUGGAAAACAGCACAGAUGAUGAUCCAGAGAGCAAUCUGACUUUCUGUUUAGUUGACCACACUCUACGCCAAACUCUAUUCCCUGUGGUGUACGUUGCUGUUCUUGGUGUUGGUCUGCCAGCAAAUUGCUUGUCAUUGUAUUAUGGAUAUUUACAAAUAAAAGCCAAGAAUGAACUCGGUAUAUAUCUGUGCAACUUAACAGUGGCUGACCUCCUUUAUAUCUUCUCUCUGCCCUUCUGGCUUCAGUAUGUUUUGCAGCAAGAUAACUGGACCUAUAAUGAGACAAUGUGCAGGAUCUGUGGCAUUCUGCUGUAUGAGAAUAUAUACAUCAGCAUUGGAUUUCUCUGCUGUAUCUCAGUAGACCGUUACCUUGCCUUGGUUCAUCCUUUCAAGUUCCACAAACUGAGGACAAUGAAGGCCGCUCUUGCUGUUAGCAUGAUUAUUUGGCUCAAGGAAAUAAUGACAAGCUACAUUUUCUUCAUACAUGGAGAAGUCAGUGAAGAUCCAGAAAGCCACAUAGUAUGCUUUGAACAUUAUCCAAUUCAACCAUGGGAGCACAAUAUUAAUUACUAUCGCUUCUUUGCUGGGUUCCUUUUUCCAAUAAUUCUACUGCUGUUUUCCUACUGCUGCAUUUUUAGAGAGGUUGGAAACAGCAAAGGCGCCCAGACUAAGAAAAAGCUGCAAGUCAAGCAGUUGGUUCUCAGCACUGUUAUCAUCUUCUUGGUAUGUUUUGGACCAUACCAUGUACUGGUGGUCAUCCGAAGUUUCUUUGAAAGAAAUUGUUUAUUUGCUGUUAAAAUAUUUAAUGUUUACCACUUUUCGCUGCUGCUAACCAGCCUCAACUGUGUUGCAGAUCCAGUGUUAUAUUGUUUUGCCAGUGAAAAUACUUACAAAGACUUUAUUAAACUAAAAAGCUCAUGCAUGACAAGUUUAAGUUGCCUCAAAGAUGAACAGAAGGAACCAAAGCAAUUCAAAAGUGCAGAGACUUACCCUGCAACACAAGUACCACUUGAGAUCGAGCCUGUGGAGCUAUGUGAAAAGAAGAUUCAAGCACUCAGUUUAGGGUGCUGA